Penicillium samsonianum is the source of this 1074-nucleotide messenger RNA. RefSeq names its product mitochondrial 37S ribosomal protein bS1m. Bases 1 to 1074 code for a protein of 357 amino acids. The transcript has a single exon. Lineage: Eukaryota; Fungi; Ascomycota; Eurotiomycetes; Eurotiales; Aspergillaceae. Gene Ontology annotation, biological process: mitochondrial translational initiation. Gene Ontology annotation, cellular component: mitochondrial small ribosomal subunit. The record is from RefSeq and is a predicted model, not a curated record. Gene Ontology annotation, molecular function: structural constituent of ribosome.
AUGGCCUCCGCCAGGCUAUCGCCAACGGCGAACUUGCUGCGAAAUUCGCGUUUGUUCGCGCUCCCUAAAACCCUCAAGGGCCGCAAUGACCAAAUGUCGAGAGAAUCCGACACCGCAACUCUGCCUUACCCCAUUCGAGCCUCCAUCGUUACACCGCAAUCAUCACUAGCCCGAGGCGAUUGGGGAUUGAAACGACCUUUACCGGCUAAGUCGACAUCGGAGAAAUCAUCGAGACCUGUCGUGAGGGUGCACGCUCUCGAUACCUAUGAACAUGUCACCGACUUCGAAUCCGCCGCAGAUCACACCGUGACCCUCGAGAAGUUCCAGGAGCUCCACAUGCCUAUGUCUCUCCCCUCCAAAGUCAAUUACGCUACCAGUGUUGUACCAAGGCAUCAAAGUCCGUUCGAAACGCACCUUGAUAACACCGAGACCAGCCAGGGUCUCCAGGAACCUGGUGCUAAACAGUUCAGACACAGCGGUCCUUGGCUUGCUGGGCAGACGGAGGCAGAGUUCGCAGCGUACUUGAAGCAAGUGACUCGCAAUAAGCCUGAGAUCCUGCAGAAGCUUCGUGAACAGUUUGUCGCUAAGCGGUCUGCUGAGAUUCGGAAACUGGCGCAGGAUAAUGGAGAGGACUUGGAGGCUCAUCCCACAACUGUCACCGAUGCGGAGUUCAAUACCUACAUUAAAACUCUGCGUAAUGACCCAUUCGCUCUCGGUCCUGUGGUCUUUGAACUGCUUGACCUGGCUUCCUCCCCUGCCGUUCCCAGCGAGCGUAUCGGGCGCAAGUACUAUCAAUCCCCUGGAAGCAAGCUGUCCUCGUUUGAAUACGCCGUCUCAGGCCCCCCGAAGACACACCCAUCUGGCGGUCUGUCCUACACACGAUCACACGCUCUGAUUCACAACCAUGCCCAGUUUGGCCCACAAGCCCACCAGCGCCCCGUGGAGGCUCGCAUCUUGCGCCCUAAGGGCCGCUUUAAGGGACGCAUGGCACGUGCCUUGGCAGGUAUCGGUGGUAUUGCUGUUGAAGAUUUGAAUGCCAUGACCUUUGUGGAGCAAGGCACACCCCCGGUCUGA